AUGAAUGAUGCUUUUGGUGGCCGCUGUAAUAUUUGGGACCGUUCAUGUGAUUUCAGAAAUCCUUGCCUCUGUACUGGUCUCCGCUGCAGCUGCUGUAUUAAUUGCACGAACCAGAUCAACACAAGUUGCAGAGACAGGUACGCAGGUUCUUGCAAAAAGUCAUGUGACGAGACCGAGCUGGAGAUCGAUGAUUGCAAAGCAGGUUGCAAGUGUUGCGGCUGCAAGAUUUCGCAGAUGUGCCUCGACGCAGGAGGCCAUUGCAUUGUGGGAAGGAAAGGAUGCAACGGCAGGGUGACGAGAUGCUGUGAAGGGAAGAAUUGCUACUGUUGCAUUCCAAAGACUUGCAGGCAGCGCAAGUGUUGCACCUUUCCCGGAGGCAGAUGUGCCAAGGCUUGCAAGAAGGGGGAAAUUGCAGAAAAAGGCCUUUGUUCCAAAGACUGUGUUUGUUGCUUUGAUGACAGGUGCCCUGACAGCCCCAAGUGCCAGGCAUUAGACGGGCGCUGUGUGGAGAGCUGCGAGGCCGACGAGGUGUCUGUCCCUUGGCUCUGCGGAGGUGAAACGUGCACCUGUUGUGUGAAGAACAACUGCAACCAGACCAAGUGUUGCGGAGCCUUUGGCGGAAGUUGCGAAAAGUUUUGCUCUGAGGGCGAGAAGCCAGUCGCGGAUCUCUGCCAAGGAAAGUGCCAGUGCUGCGUGGCAGUUCUUAUUGCAACGGAAGAUAAAUGGUUCCUACUGGAAAUUCAUGAAAAGAUCAAAACAAUAUUCUCCUAG
Molecule: messenger RNA, 771 nt
Organism: Penaeus monodon (black tiger shrimp)
Lineage: Eukaryota; Metazoa; Arthropoda; Malacostraca; Decapoda; Penaeidae
Product: keratin-associated protein 5-4-like
Exons: 7
Coding region: 1-771 (256 amino acids)
Source: RefSeq, a predicted model, not a curated record